Molecule: messenger RNA, 827 nt
Organism: Arabidopsis lyrata subsp. lyrata
Lineage: Eukaryota; Viridiplantae; Streptophyta; Magnoliopsida; Brassicales; Brassicaceae
Exons: 1
Coding region: 86-691 (201 amino acids)
Biological process (GO): regulation of gene expression
Cellular component (GO): peroxisome
Molecular function (GO): RNA nuclease activity
Source: RefSeq, a predicted model, not a curated record
UAUUAAAAUAAUACUAUUUGAUGAAGAAAAAGUACUUGCAAAUGUUUAUGAUCCUGAUGAAGAAGAAGAAGAAGAAGAAGAUGUAAUGGAAGUAGAAGAGGUAGAGCGUAGAGUUUCUCCAGAGCCUUCCAUACCCCCUGAGGCAGAGGCAGAGAGUAGUACCUGUUUCGUCCUUCCCGAAAAGGUUGGUACAUGCGUCUUCUGGGACGUCCAGGAUUACCCAGUUCCUCUAGGUCUGCAGCCUGAAACGUUUAUUCAGAAUAUCAAGACAGCUCUUGGAACAGAGGAUGACAUCUUAAUCUUGGCUUAUGUUGCUGAUGAGAAAUCUUUCCCGGAUAGCUAUCGUACCCAUUCCAGAUUCACCUCAGUUUCAGCAGACAAAUAUACAAGACUUACUGUGAUGAUGGUGGACAUUAUUUGCUGGGUUGUGAAAAAUCGUUCUGCGUGCCCAAACCUGUUGGUAAUCGCGAAUGCCAGUGUAGAAGAUCGACAAUUCUGGCCAUUUCUUCUAGGUUUGGGAUAUAGAGGUUUCAAUAUUUUUGCAACAAUCCCUGAUACGGACUUACCUGAUGAUAAAACUAAGACGGCGGAAAGGCUUAUGUUUAACAAGUCCUUAUUGUCUUGGAAAAACCUUUCAUGUAAACGAAAGCGUAAGGGCAUAGAGGAUACUGUUUCUAGUUCUGAUGACUAACUUCUGUGCGCAGCAGGUCUCAACUACCCCCUGGUUUGACAACAAUGUUUUAUCAUUUCUAUGUACCUCUGAAAACAUUGAGCUUUCAUCUUUGUUAAACUCUUUCUUCUGUUGAACGCUUUGCUCUGUUAAACUC